Molecule: messenger RNA, 1267 nt
Organism: Cryptomeria japonica (Japanese cedar)
Lineage: Eukaryota; Viridiplantae; Streptophyta; Pinopsida; Cupressales; Cupressaceae
Exons: 1
Coding region: 24-608 (194 amino acids)
Source: RefSeq, a predicted model, not a curated record
GAGGUUAUCCCCUAAUCCCUCGCAUGCUAUCCGUAAAAUACAAAAUUGCAUGCAUUAUACUCAUCCUCUUCAAUUAUAUAAAAUUUCUGGUCAACUGCUACAGACAUUCUCCACCAUUAAUAAAUUGGCUCGUGCUUCUGUUCAUGCAUCUUCUUCCAAGAAUGAAUCACGAUGAGAGGCCCUUAAUGAAGGGUGAUUUUACUGUUGAUCGACACAGUGAUUCUCCGUUUGUUGACAGAAACUUUAUCAGGAAGCUUUUCAGCUGCUGCUGUCACGGAUCCGACGAAUUUCCGUCCUGGGAUGACAAGCUGAAAGGAUCUGUGCGGAGAGGAAGAGAAUUAUCUGAUUCGCUCGCAAAUGAAGUGGCUUUAAACUGGUCUCGCAAGGAAAAGAAACUAAAGGUCUUUUUCAGGAGGAUCAGAAAAAGUAACAGAAAGAGUGUAUAUUGUGAUAUUCAGACUAAAUCUGCAAGGUUUCAGUAUGAUCCUGACAGUUAUGCGCUUAAUUUUGAUGAGGGCUCUUUAGAAGAGGACGGGCAUUCGUUGCGCUCAUUUUCUGCCAGAUUUGCAGCCCCUGUGGCUAAGCCCUGGGAAACCCUACAGUCCUAAAAUAUAGGAUGACCUUGCCAUUAUCUAUGAAUAUUUGUGUGGAUCGACAUUGUCCAAAGCUCCUCGUCGUAAAAUAUAGGAUGAACUUGCCAUUAUUUAUGAAUAUUUGUGUGGAUCGACCUUGUGCAAAGCUUCUCUCACAAAUCAGAGAAAAAACCAGGGUUUCUUCCAUCUGCAUCGUUGUGUAUGAAUAUUGUUUGGAUUCACAUUCAUUUCGUUGCAUCUGCCUAGUAUUAGGGUUUGAAGUUUAGCAAUCUGGAUACAUUUUAGGCACUCUGACUGUAGGUUUUUGUUUUAGGAUGAGCUUGCCAUUAUUUAUGAAUGUCUGUAUAAAUCGACCUUGUGCAAAGCCCCUCUCAAAAAAUAGAGAAAAAAUCCAGUGUUUCCUCAAUCUGCAGAAUAAUGUUUAGAUUCACAUCCAUUUCUUUGCAUCUGUAGAUCAUAAGGGUUUGAGGCUUGGCGAUUUGGAUACUUUUAAGCCACCCUGGCUGGAAGUUUUUUUUUCUUGUAUUUUCAUUCUUUCUGAGAAUCCAGCAAUGUGGUUUGAUAUUUCCCUGUUAAUGCUCUCAGAGAUCCUGAGUCAUUCAAAAGUUUAUAUGAAAAUAAAUGGUUUUGGCAGAAAGGAAAUGGCUAAGUUUUACACUUCUGUAAAACGAAAU